GGCAUGCGUUCAUUCAACACUACUACUGGGAGGACCAAUUCCAUGAUGAAAUCUACUUGAAAUGGAAGAAACAAACUCAGGUUACCGUCUGUGGCCGCAUCAGCCAGAAAAGGAGAGAUAACCGGCAACCUUCCUACAUGUCAGACGCUCACUGGGCAACAAUGGUUGAGAAGUACAACACUGAGCAAGCGAAAAAGAAGAGUGCAAAAGCUGCAAAAUCUCGUAAGUCUGCUCCAGUUGGGAAGAAGAUGCACAAGCACGGUGCAGGCCCACGCUGUUUCCUUAACAUUCAGUAUAAUAUGAUGGUUGAUGAAGGUUUGGAUGAACCACCUUCAUACACAGCCCUUGCGAGGAAGACUCACACGGGUAAAGACGGCUCCUUCUUAGACGAACGUACAGAGGAGCUGGUGCUGGAGGUUGAGGAAGCCGUUGAAGAGAUGUUACAAGAUGGAUCUCCACAUGGCGACAGUCAAACCGACUCCACUGCUGCUUCAAAUGCAAAGCGCUACCUUCUCAACCAAGAAUACAUCAAGAGAGGAAAGACAAAGAAGGGCACAAUCUAUGGCCUUGACAGUGCUCAGUACAAGAACAGCAGUCCUUCUGUGCCAAUUCCUGUCUCACUCAAGCGCAACCUUGACGUGGAUAUGCGCAUGUCUGGCUUCGAGACCACCAUUUCUGAAGUCAAGGAAGACAUUGCUGGAGUCAAGGAAGAUUUCACUGCUUUGAAGACAGAGAUCAAUGCUUUCAAGACUGAAGUCACAGGGGGGAUGUCUGCAAGCCAAGCAACUCUCAACAUUAUUCUGCAAACUCUCCAAUCUCAAGCUUCCACUCCUGCCUCAACUGCACAACCAUUUCAGCCUCAAGCUCAGCCCCAAGCUCCAGUUCAAUCUCAUCAUCAGCCACAACCUCAAGCUCAGUCUACGGCUCCACCACAACAUCUCUCGACCAAUACCCAUUCUGAUUUAGAUAGGUGGUGCCAAGAACUUGAUAUGUAAGGUUUGAUCAGUUCAUGUAUUAAGCUACAAUAUUUUGUGUACUUUGGUUCAAAUUCAUGGAUCUUUUGAAUGUUUGAAUGUUUGAAACUUCAACUCUUAUGUAAUAUAUUUCGGUUUCAAUGAUAUUAUGACUUUCUAUUCGCAUAUAGCAUUUUAUAUAAAUUUCAAAUUUGUUUUUUAUAAUUGAUUUUAAUUUUUUUUUUAUAAUUGGUUAAACUAGCCACAAAAUGUUUCGUCAGUAAAACGUAGCAUAUGUUACGAAAGAAACCGUGGCAAAACCGUGCCUGUUGCUACAUUAUAUUUCGUAUCAAAUCGUAGCAAGUUACUGAAAUCGUGGCAAGCGUUGCCACGAAAACUUUCAUAGCAAAACGUGGCACUUUGCUACGAUUUUUGAUACGCGCUUUUUUUGCUACGCUCGUAUACGUACGUUUUACGUUUCGUAGCAUUUCGUGGUUUCUGCUCCGUAUAGCCACGAAAUCUUGGUCAUAGCCACGAAAAUUAACGUGGCUGUAGCGAUGUUUUUUACUAGUGUAAUUUCUUAUUAUAAUAAUUAUAUAAACAAAACAAUCGAUUACUAUACCUAUUUUCCUUUAAGAAAACUAUAGCUCGGAAUGGUAACAUCGGAUUGAGCGGUGCAGGACAAGCGGUUUGACUGCGGUGCGGUUCUGACAGUUAUAAAAACGUAUAGAUAUAUGGUAUAUGUAAAGAUUUUUGUUAAUGUUAACUGCGGUGCGGUGCGAGACGGAUGUUACCAUUCGAAGCCUAUGUCCAACGGUCUAUUAUAUUGUCUUUUGAAGAGUUUAUGAACUUUUGUUGUUGUUAAUCAGUAUAACUGAUGAUAAAUCUCAAUUUUGAAAUUAAAUUAUAAAUCUUCUACUUCAGAAUUUUUAAUGAACUAUUAAUCAAACUAUUAGACCAAUACGAUUUAUAUACACAAAUUAUUUAAUCCAUCUUACCUUUUAAUCAAAUAGUUGCACUUCAAGCAGUGGCAUAGAUAGCUUAUAAUUAUAUGGAUCAUAUAGGGUUAGUGUUGGACAAAUAAACCAAAUCUGAAAAUCUGAAUAAAAUCCGACCCGAUAAAAAUGAAUCUGAACCGAAUUAAAUCAAACAUAAAUACUGAAUGAAUCUUAUUCUACGGUAUUUCAGAUUAUGAGUUUUACCCGAACCCGAAUUGAUAUCUAAAAACAUGAAAAGUUUAAAAUCUCAAAAUACUCAUAUCUAACCAAGCUCAAUCACAAAUAAAUAUCCAAAUAUAUAUUUUUGGUACUUGGUUAGUAUUGCUAUUUUUAUGUUUUGACACUUGCAUUUGAAGUUGAGUUAUGAAUAUAUUUGUUUUUGAAAUUUUAAAAACAUUGUCUUAUUUUUCAAAAACGUUGUCUUAUUUUGAAGUUUAAAUAAUGUUUUGUUACGUUUAUAGAGUUAUUAGUUUCAACUUGUAUAUGUAUUUCUCCUCUUAACAACAAAUUUGAAUCAGCCACCAAGUUUUUACUAGUGUAAAUUGUUUAUAUUUGCCUAGUUUGUAAACUAAAAUGUGUAUUUUUAAAUAACAAAAAAGUAUUUGCAUAACUGAAAACUUGAAGUUGAAACAGGUUCAUCUGGGUUUAUGAUGUGUUACUAUAUCUGAACCGAACCUAAGAAAGUUCGAACGGAAUCCGAACUGAAUUUUGAAAAUAGCCUAAUAUGGUCAAAUUCAAGCUCCCAAAAACUGAAACUCAAUUGAACUCAAACCGAAUCCGAAUGGAUAUCCGAAUCCAAACGUACAUAUGACCCUAAAGAUUUUCGUAAGAGAAUUACUUCUAUUUAUUAAAAAAGAAAUCUGAUGCGAUAUUAAAAGUUUUAACUUAUUGACCCUUUGUAAGAGGUAGUCAUUAUCACAUUGACCUCAGUAAAACAAUAAGCUGCCGCUGGCGUCAAGGUGAUUGCAUACAAUUAAAUGGAAGGUUUAAUAUGAUUCUAUACUAUCUUUAUCUUUAUAUUAAGAAACUUUGGUCCAUUCCUUAGAGAAGCUUCCAUUUUAAUACUUACAACUUGUUCGAUUCCUUGGAAACAUUUUUUUAUUCACCUUCUAGUUGAAUAAUCUUAGGGUUAAUUAUGAAGAUAACGCAUUACAUUACCAAUCAUACCAAUUUAGAUACAAAAAUCUUGUAACACAAUAAUAGAUAAAGCUCGUCAAAAAGACGUUUGUUGAAAGUGAGCUCACCAUGUGGCGCGCCAACACAUACAGACCCGUCACCCGGUUCUCACUGAGUCUUAUAGAUGCUUUUGUGUGUUUUCACAAUUAAUUCAUUGUAAACGUUAGGAAUUGAAAACAGGAUCUGCUUUUGAGCAUCUUCAGACUUGUUAAACGUGUUAAUAGGGUCAAUUUUUAACAAACUUGCACUGAAUUGGUUUGGGUCCCGUCAUCUUCUUUCAAUUAUUGCUUGAGAUAGUUUUCAUUUAGGGCCUUUCAUUUAUUAUAUCAAGAAAGAAUUUGAUCCAGGAGGAAAUAAAGUGUAGAUGGUUUGUCCACGGAUCAGCUUUAUUUUUCUUUCAAAGUAACUUAUUAUCAAAAUUAUUAUAUCUACAAAGUAAUCAACAACUUUAUCUACUUUUUUCAAAAAAAGAAAUAUAUAUUAAAUAUCAUUAUCUUCCCAUAAAGGGAAUCUGACGUCGACAAGAACGCUUCACCAGAUCCUGCGUGAAACCCUAAUCCCCGGUGGUCGAAUUUGCGAACCCGGCGACCCUCUAUCGUCCUCAAAAUAGAGUAUGUCGGUCAAGAGUUUGACGAACCACCAGGGCUUCAAAGCUUAUAUUGGAGUCUUCCGCACAAUGACUUUUCCGAAUCACGAAGAGGGACAAGAAAGUGCAUCCAGAGACACCAAAAUCUAUUUUAUCUACUUUUACUUUAUCUACUUUGCUUUAUGAAGAUUUGUGUACUGUCUUAUUCGUACUAUACUUAGGUCAAACUGUUCUACGAAAAUUCAUAUUUAAUAUUUUCCAUUUUUAUCAUAUUAAACAAAAUUUAUAUGUAAUUUCCUGUUAAUUAUUAUUGAUAAUAAAUCAUUUUUGAAAUUCAAA
Molecule: messenger RNA, 4052 nt
Organism: Brassica napus (rape)
Lineage: Eukaryota; Viridiplantae; Streptophyta; Magnoliopsida; Brassicales; Brassicaceae
Exons: 4
Coding region: 138-995 (285 amino acids)
Source: RefSeq, a predicted model, not a curated record